This is a messenger RNA of Micropterus dolomieu (smallmouth bass), 4395 nucleotides long. Its product is annotated as flotillin-2a. NCBI's taxonomy places the organism in Eukaryota, Metazoa, Chordata, Actinopteri, Centrarchiformes, Centrarchidae. Gene Ontology annotation, biological process: protein localization to plasma membrane; regulation of myoblast differentiation. Gene Ontology annotation, cellular component: plasma membrane. The transcript is spliced from 11 exons. The record is from RefSeq and is a predicted model, not a curated record. The coding region runs from base 121 to 1419 and encodes 432 amino acids.
ACUCCCCCAGUUCAGAACGCAUCGAUAAUUGAGAGUUGGCGAGAAAAACGGUGUUUAUGAGCCAAGUUAGUGUUGUAUGCGUCGAUUAAAUUUGGAUACGUGGUUUUUUCUGUCGGUAAAAUGGGAAACUGCCACACCGUUGGACCAAACGAGGCCCUGGUGGUUUCAGGUGGCUGCUGUGGCUCCGAUCAGAAGACAUAUGUUGUGGGAGGCUGGUCCUGGGCCUGGUGGCUCAUCUCUGACAUCCAGAGGAUAACGCUUGAGAUUAUGACCCUGCAGCCCAAGUGUGAGGAUGUAGAGACAGCGGAGGGUGUAGCUAUUACUGUCACUGGGGUGGCUCAGGUGAAGGUGAUGACAGAAAAUGAACUGCUGGGUUACGCCUGCGAACAGUUCCUGGGGAAGUCAGUCGUGGAGAUCAAGAGUGUCAUCCUACAGACCCUCGAAGGUCACCUGCGCGCCAUCCUUGGCACCCUAACUGUUGAGCAGAUUUACCAAGACAGAGACAAAUUUGCCACUCUGGUGCGAGAGGUGGCAGCACCUGAUGUCGGCCGCAUGGGCAUCGAGAUCCUCAGCUUCACCAUCAAGGAUGUAUAUGAUAAAGUGGAGUACCUGAGCUCACUGGGCAAAACUCAGACAGCUGCAGUACAGAGGGAUGCAGACAUCGGAGUGGCAGAGGCAGAGAGAGACGCUGGCAUCAGGGAAGCUGAGUGUAAGAAAGAAAUGAUGGAUGUGAAGUUCCUAGCUGACACAAAAAUGGCCGACUCCAAACGAGAGCUGGAGAUGCAGAAGGCUUCCUUUAAUCAAGAAGUGAACACUAAGAAAGCAGAGGCUCAGCUGGCGUAUGAGCUGCAGGCGGCCAAAGAGCAGCAGAAGAUCCGUCUGGAGGAGAUUGAAGUGGAGGUGGUGCAGAGGAAGAAGCAGAUCACUAUUGAGGAGAAGGAGAUCGACCGCACUGACAAGGAGCUCAUCGCUACGGUGAAGAGACCUGCCGAGGCUGAAGCCUACAAGAUGCAGCAGCUGGCUGAGGGACAGAAGACAAAGACGGUGCUGACGGCGCAGGCAGAGGCAGAUAAGAUCCGCCUUAUCGGUGAGGCAGAGGCCUCCUCCAUUGAAGCGGUGGGAAAGGCAGAGGCUGAGAAGAUGAGGCUGAAAGCUGAAGCCUACCAGCAGUAUGGCGAGGCUGCCAAGACAGCUUUGGUCCUGGAGGCUCUACCCAAGAUUGCCAGUAAAGUGGCUGCGCCCCUGUCCAAGACCAAUGAGAUUAUCAUCCUGAGUGGAGAAGGCAGCCGCGUGACUGGAGAAGUGAACCGUCUAUUGGCUGAACUCCCUGUGUCUGUCAACGCCCUCACUGGGGUGGAUCUGACUAAGAUACCUCUGCUCCAGAAGAUGAUCAGCCCACAGUGCCAAACAGCCAUGUGAUGAAUCAGGCCAACGACCCGUUACUCUGAAUCCUUCGACAUAUAUCUGCCUCAAGCAUAAAAGUAGUAUUUUCAGCCUCUGACCCCUUUAUGCAACUGCCUUUGACCAGAAACAUUUGACACCAAUCAAGAUGGUUUUUUAUAUUUUUAAGAGGUUUUUAAUUUUCUAAAGGAAAAUAAGAUGGGGCCUUACUUCUUAAGGACCAGACUGUAUGUAUCUUCUGUUGUUUUUAAUUUUCGACACAUUUAUUCCUAUGACACUGCACUAGUUAGCCAGGAUUAUAUGCUGCAAUCCUGUUCCGUCAUGUACAAGUCAUCUAAAGCAGAGUUGGAACACUUUGAAUGUGGUUGUGUUAAACAUUAUUUAUAGAUAGAAAAACACCACGGUCUUCAGGAGUAGAUACUGGUAGGAGUCUAAAACAUAUAAGGACAAAUAUGAAUAUUGUUCUCUCCACCAGAGCUGUUUUAGAGCUGCCCAAAGGUUGGAGGGCACUACUUCCAUGUCAGGUGUUUUGAUAUUUAUUCACCGUGGGAGCACAGCAAAGUGUCCCAGCUCCUGCCUCUUCAUUGAACAGUCAUUCGUCUAAUGCUCAGAUAGUGAGCACAGUGUCAACUAGGCAGCUUUUAUUUCCUGUUUACUUUUAAAACGUAUUUUUUAUAUAGAUUAAUUAGACUUACCUCUGACUCAGAGAGAACUUGAUGGAUAACCAAACCACGCUUACACGUAAGGCUCACCAGAUCCUCACCCACUGUGAUUGUGAACUUUACAGUAGAUAUGAUAUCAGUGAUAUUUGAAUCACUUGUGCGAUACUUCUUACCUCCCGGGAAUUGUCAUGUUGCCUGUCUUCUUGUUCUAAUGUGCAGUGCCUGUUCACCACACAAACCUUAGGACAGUGGUUUGGCUUUAGUUGGAUUUACAGGAUGUCAGAGUGUAUUAUUGUGUUUAUAGAUGGACAAUUUUGUUCCCUGUCCUCAUAACAUCCGCUUAUACUCACAGUAGUGUUUACUCUUCACUUUUGUCACAUGUUUGAAUAGAAAGGCGGAUAUAAACAUGAAGCAAACACAUAAUACAAAGCCAUAUUUAGAAAAGCUUAGCCUUAACAGACCCCCUGGACGCAUGUCAGGCUCACUGAACAUUUCUUUCUUACUCAUGUAGCCCAUGGUAGAGUUAGGAGGAGGAAAGCGGGACAGAAGUAACAAAAUGAAUGCUCAGAAACCUGAGACAAACUCCUCCUUCUACUCAGACGUGUUUCUCAGACGUUGUUUCAAAUGUGUACGUAUUUUUGUAACUUUAAAAGAGUACACCUGGUUGAACCUGGGUUGAAAGUUGCCACUGUUUUGCAUAUCUGACCCAAUCUGUGGUGACAAAGCAGGAAUUAAUUGUCACAUUCAGUCGCUCCGUAAACUCAUGAAGUUGGGGGAAAAUAAGCAUGUGAACAGGUCGUGAACCCUGAACAUGGUGUUUGUGCUCGGGUGGUCUUCAGUUUGUUUAAAUAUAAUAUCGAGCAGUUGGACCGCCGACUUUUCCUGCUGCAACAUGUACAUUUUCUUGUUGCUCACUGAUGAGGUCGAUCUAAUUACUACAUGUAGUCUGUUACAAUCAUUUAAACAUUAAAGCCAAUGUCCAAAGUGAUGGUUCUGUGUUGCAUACACAGUGUGCCCAAAUUGUAUGUUUCAAACUCUAGAUGGCAGAAUUUGAACCCAAACUGAGUUACACUCUAAGAUAAAUGAGCCUUUUGUUGCUGCCUCUUAUACAUUUAAACCUCUGUGUUGUAUUGCCACAUUAGUUUGGGCUGCCCUUUUUCUUUUUUUAUGUGUUUUGCUUCUGGUAAAUCACACCGUGAAUGAUCAUUAACCACUUUUUAGAAUCUGUGACCUUAAAUGUUUUGUUUGUAUUUUGUCGCUGACCAUUAAGAAGCUGUCAUAGUCGUACCAUUUUCUUUAUUUUUCUGUGAAUAAACAUGUGGCUUGUUUGGUCUGAGCACAUUUCAUUUUGUUUCUGUGUUUGGCAAGUUCUAAUGUGUUUCUGUGACUAUUUUACCGGUUUAUAAAUGUUGUGUAAUAUGUGAUUAACAGCAUUAGUCAUUCAAAACUGACAAAGAUCACCUGAACGUGUAGCCACUGUCCCAUUUUCAAACCCGCGAGAAGUCACUGCAGCCCAGCGGAGCCCUCCAACAGUUUAGGUCUGGAGAUUCAGACAUCAUUUUUAAGUCAGCUUCACGAUAGAUGAUUGACGUUUGUAUUCAUUUAGAUUCAUUCAUCUACAUGGAACCUUUAUUCACCUGAUUGAAAGGCUGCACCGGUCCGGUCAUUUGGAUAGAGUGGCUGGUUUGGAAAUGCAAAAUUAACUCUAAAUGAAAGUUGUAAUAACUCACAGUAGGACUAUACUUUUGUAAUGAUCCUGUUAUUUAGAAAAGUAGAUUUUGUUUCUGUACACAGUGCCUUGUGUUAAAUAAUGAAGAGGAUGCAGUUUUUUGACUAUCAAUUAUCAUGACCUUACUGUCAGACAAAGUAAAACUUAAACUUAGUAGAAUGUGUUUCUUUCCACUUUUUGUUUGAUGUACUUUAUGGCAUUCUGUACAAGGGAAUUAUUUUUAUAUAUAUAUAUAUAUAUAUAUAUAUAUAUACACACACAUUUUGACCAUUGUAUUGUGUACCAAACAAUACAAUGUCUUGAUAUAUAUCGUCUAAUCAGAAGAGUAGCAACUUUACCACUCCCAAGUGGCAUUUUAGAAGAGAAUGUGGUAAAAGACCAAAUACUAUAGACCUACGCCUUAACUCUUGUCUUCAUCUGAAACAUGUCCGUCUGUUGUCUAUCAUUGAAAAUAAACUGUAAUCUCUAUUUAAAUUAUAUUGUUGUUUUAUCUUCUCAUGUAACACUGGCCUUCAGUAAAACGGAUCCAGCAUGGCAUUUUAAGCAUGUGUUCAUGUUAUUCUGUGUUGUGUGCCGUCUUAUAAUAAAUGUUUCACCACUUCC